Amphibalanus amphitrite is the source of this 1603-nucleotide messenger RNA. RefSeq lists its product as uncharacterized. Bases 194 to 1447 code for a protein of 417 amino acids. The transcript is spliced from 2 exons. Lineage: Eukaryota; Metazoa; Arthropoda; Thecostraca; Balanomorpha; Balanidae. The record is from RefSeq and is a predicted model, not a curated record.
CCGAAUAUGAAGUUUUUGUCAAGAUUAUUUUGUUUUUCGGGCUGAUAAGUGACGCCGGAGACCUUUCCGCCCGCCUCUCAGUAAACUCCGGCCUUCCUAGCAACCGUCCACCACCUGGUAUUUGGCUGUCACUCAGGGUUAUUUGACUGUUUCAACCGUCAUGUGGUCGUCACUUUAACCCAAAAAUCGACACAUGACACGAGCAACCUACAUUGUUUGUCGAUAUAAAGGCCACGUCACUCCUCGUAGUACCCAGACUCUCUUGAGCACGAGCAGUAUUUGCAGAGUCACAGCAAUGUUGCGGGUGGCCAUCCUCUGCUGCCUCGCCGCCGCUGCGGCGGCUACCUUCGUUCGAAGGUCUCCAGUAGGUGGCUCCAUUUACGACGUCUCCCUGGUCCGCCCUUCCGUAUCUGUGCCGCGCCCCGCGGUCACCGUAUCUCCACUGCAGGGCGUCCUUCUGCCGGCGGAUGUCCUUCCGGCCAUCAGCCUGAUCCGCACCCGGUAUGGCCGUCUCUCCCGCCCCGCGGCCAUCGACAUCAUCCGCAUCAUCUUGGAGCGACCUCACGUGCGUCUCCUGCGGGCGGUGCAGCUGCGGCAAGUGCCUACCAUCAGCCGCCGCCUCGGCUUCCUGCGUACUCUUCUGGGUGCCCUGCCGCCUGUGUUCUACAGUGACGGCUACACCAGUGGUCUGCUGGCCUACCUGCAGCAGCUGGGGGUCAGCGCCAGCACCGGAGCCCUGCGCGAGCCACUGGCGCUGGUUGAUGCCCGGUUGGCGUGCAGUCUUUUGACUCCCGUCUCCGUGCCGACGUUCCUCGACUUCUUUGGCAGUCGGGUGCUGCGUCUGGGAGGCGGUGCGUCGCUGAGAGGUCUGCCUCCUCUGCAGACCUUCUACUCACGGCUGGUGGAUCUCCGACUGACUCCCGUACCACUCGGCUUCCAGAGGAUCGUCUUGCGGACCGGCCGGGCGGGGCUCUCUGUGAACCCGCUGGCACCGGCACUCUCCCAGCUCGGACUCACCGGACUGGUUCGGCCGAACGUCAUCUACGGCGGCCUGGAGACCUACCUCUCCCAGCAGGGCCUGCCCGUGUCCCGGUUCGUCAGGGGCCUGUCCCAGCUGCGGAUUCCUUCACUGCCGUCUCUGACCGAACAGGUGGCCGUGGGACCGCUGCUGCCGCGGCUGCAGUUCCUGCCAGUGAGGGUCAUCCGCCGUGACGUGGUACCACUUCUGGUGGUGCGGUUCUACACCCUACCUCGCCGGCUGAUCCGUGUACUGGAUCUGUCAGAGCUCAUCACUGGCUACCUGUCGACGCUGCAGUUCACUGAACGCGUUACGCUCCGUCCCCAGUUCAUUGUCACCCUGCUCACGGGCUUUGACGAGUAUAUUCAUUCUCGGGCUAAGGGAUUCCGAGGCCGCCUCUGGUGCCGUGGAAUCUGGGGAGAGUGGUAGACGCAAAAACAGGGGGAGCCCUGUCUCCAAGCUAAGCUAGACAAUGAAUUAAAAAUCACGGAAAGCGUUUUACUUGUCUUGCUUAUCUAGGAGAGCAUAACGUUUGAGCGCUGUUUUCGUGGGACUAGCUUGCAACAAAGAUAUUCGGAAACGUGA